CCGCCUUGGCUAACCCUAUCCCCAAACCCACUCGAAAACCCCGCGCCGCUGCUUUCUCCGCGUGUGCUCCGGUGAUGUCGGCGACGGCGACGGCGGCGGCCAUCCGCUCCGGAGAGCUACUCGCGUGCCCGAUGGCUCUGCGGAGGGCGGCGGCGCCCGUGGCGGCGGCGAUGUCGUUCCGGAUGGGGAGAGCCGCGACCGCGAGGGCGGGGCGGUUGGCGACGAGGGUGAGGGUGAGGGUGGUGGCCGCGGCGGAGGAGGGGGCGGCGGAGGGGAAGUCGUCCGGGAAGAAGAAGAGGGCGGCGAGCGGGAUCAUGAAGCCGAAGCCCAUCUCCGCCGAGCUGCGGGAGUUCGUCGGCGGCGCGGAGGAGCUGCCCAGGACGGAGGCGCUCAAGAUCAUCUGGGCGCACAUCAAGGGCAACAACCUCCAGGAUCCGAACAACAAGAAGAUAAUUGUGUGUGACGAGAAACUGAAGAAGAUAUUUGGAGGGCGUGAUCGUGUUGGAUUUCUUGAAAUCUCUGGGUUACUCAAUCCUCAUUUCCAGAAAUGACAGCAUUUAUGUAAAUCUUGCUCUUUUUGUAUUAGCUGUGACUUUUAUCAGUAUCUUUAGCUAAACUUGAUAUGAAUGGUGCCUUGUGCUGGUUUAAGAAUGGUGAACGUGUUCUUGGAACACACAUCUUCCUUUAAUAUUGUCAUUAAAUGGUUUACUGGCUUUUGGCUCUUCAUCAA
Messenger RNA from Oryza sativa Japonica Group (Japanese rice), 730 nucleotides. RefSeq names its product upstream activation factor subunit spp27. The record is from RefSeq and is a predicted model, not a curated record. Gene Ontology annotation, cellular component: nucleus. Lineage: Eukaryota; Viridiplantae; Streptophyta; Magnoliopsida; Poales; Poaceae.